GCUGUGUGCGCGUGACACAGCCCAAUUCAGUUGUGUUUGUAUCAGCAGAAGAGAAACGCGAUAUGGGAAACUAACACAAGCCCUCGCUUGUAUGUGGGUCUCAGGUGUAUGCAACUCUUUGGAACAAUCAACACGGAAAUGAAUAAAGGCAUAUUCUAACCAAUUAAGUGUGAGCAGGAGGAUUAUCCCAAUCAGCAGCAGAUGAUGUGUAAACUUUCCAUUUUCUCUUUCGCCAAUCGAUGAUACAUGACGCAUGGCUGCAGUUAGUGUACAUGAAUCGCAGUGAAGUUGUGAAUCAUCGCUGUGUGCCCCUGAGCGCUCCAUAGCAUUGUGGAAAUUUCUGUUUUCAGUUUGUCAGUGUUGAUUCACGCGUUUUAUUGUAGGGUUUGUUUUUAUGGUCGUAUUUUGUGAAAUGUGGGUAGUUGGAGAAGAUCGAAAUGUAUGGUUGCCUUAAUUAGAAACUGCGCCUCUGUGUAUUGGUGUAGCUCUGCCCUGUUCUGUCAGUGCGAGACGAUAGCUGUCAAAAGUUGGAAAAAUAAAACGCAGGCAAACAGUGUGGAUGGUAUAACAUUUUUCCAGACAUUAAGGACCUUGGAAAUUAUAUAUCCGGUCGAUACUGACUCAUUGUCUGCAAAUACGCCGCCUCCAUUUGGUGCAAAAGUGAUAUUGUAAGGCGAAAAAGUAUUCUUACUUGCCCAGUGUGUGGAAUAAGCGAAAGUUGCUCGAACGACAGAAAGCGCACACAGUCGCACUGAUUGAAUUGCAUUGGCGAGGUGGUCAGUGGAGUGAAAAGUUGAAUUUUUGUCAAUUGCACCGAGUUUCACGGUGGAAAAAGUGGCCGACAUGGUGAAGGAAGAGAUUGUUUCCAACACAAAAACAGUGUUACAAAAUCUAAAAGCUCUACAUGUAGAGCAUCUAACGUUAAUGUCCAACCUAUUCGAGGGCAACAAGAAAGAUCCAGACAAAUCGGAAAUUGUGCAGAAGAAUAUCGAAAAUAUCGAACGUGGGCUGGGGGAAGCGCAAGCAAUUUCCGCACUGGUUUCAUAUCUUCAAAAUGUGGAAGCAGAAAAGCAAAAGCUACGUACACAAGUGAAACGGUUGUUCCAGGAAAAUGCAUGGCUGCGUGACGAACUGUCAAAUACGCAGCAGAAAUUGCAAACAUCGGAGCAAAGCGUGGCACAGCUCGAGGAGGAGAAAAAACACCUCGAGUUUAUGGUUUCGGUGAAAAAGUUUGACGAAAGUCUAGAAUCGGAAGAAUGCUUGGAAAAAUCCCGCACGGAUCUCGUGGUGGAACUGUUCCCGGAGGACGACACGAAGGAUCGCAGUAGCACAAAUCCAUCUUCUCCGAAUCAAUUGUCCACAAGCGCAAACGCUGGCUACGAGAUUCCGGCACGUUUGCGGACCUUGCACAAUCUUGUUAUACAAUAUGCAUCGCAAGGCCGAUAUGAGGUAGCGGUUCCGCUGUGCAAACAAGCCUUAGAAGAUUUGGAAAAGACCAGUGGACACGAUCACCCAGACGUUGCCACCAUGCUAAAUAUUCUUGCUCUGGUAUAUAGAGAUCAGAACAAAUACAAAGAAGCAUCGAAUUUAUUAAACGAUGCGCUUGCAAUUCGAGAGAAAACAUUGGGGGAAAACCAUCCAGCGGUAGCGGCAACCCUCAACAAUUUGGCCGUCCUCUAUGGAAAACGUGGAAAGUAUAAGGAUGCGGAACCAUUCUGCAAGCGAGCAUUGGAAAUUCGCGAAAAUGUUUUGGGCAAAAAUCAUCCGGAUGUUGCGAAGCAACUCAACAAUUUAGCUCUGUUGUGUCAGAACCAGAACAAAUACGAAGAAGUUGAGAAGUACUACCGAAGAGCUUUGGAAAUCUAUGAACUGAAGCUUGGUCCCGACGAUCCGAAUGUUGCUAAAACGAAGAACAAUCUGGCUAGCUGUUAUCUGAAGCAGGGCAAGUAUAAGGAAGCGGAAAUCCUGUACAAGCAGGUGCUGACACGAGCCCAUGAGCGGGAAUACGGUGCUAUCAACGGUGAUAAUAAACCAAUUUGGCAAGUUGCCGAGGAACGGGAGGAGAACAAGCUGAACGACAAAGGGAACACCCAAUACAGCGAGUACGGCAGAUGGCACAAAGCAGCGAAAGUGGAUUCUCCAACGGUCACGACGACAUUGAGGAAUCUAGGGGCGUUGUACAAACGCCAGGGAAAAUACGAGGCCGCCGAAACAUUGGAAGACUGCGCUAUGCGAUGCAAGAGGGAUGCUGCGGAUUCGGUGAAACAAAAUAAGGUUGCAAAAAUUCUGGGCGUUCCUGAGGACAACAGACAGCAGAAGGCACCAAAGGAAUAGGCUGACCGAAUCUGAGUUGCAAUCUAAAUUAGGCAAAGUAUAGAUAUAGAAAACCUUAUAUUUAUUUGAAUAGCUACACCGAUUUGUUUACACCAAUGAAAUAUUCUUUUUUUACAUUUAUUCAAAUUUCGAGCUGAGGCUAAAAUGCUCAUCAGUAUGGUUUUCGCAGACAAUGCUAUUGCUGUUAGAAGACUUGACGUUUCUUCGAAGCCCCUAAGAUACGUUCAAUUGUCCAUCAGAUUACAUUGUGCAGCGUGAAAAGUAGUGGCGAGGUUUCAAUCCCGGAAACCUUCGCCUGAGAUCGGAAGCUCCUGUGCGAACACUAAUGCGUCUCGCAUAUUAUAACGAUGCUUUGGAAAGUUAAAAACAAUGACAUAUAUUCUAUAUUUGAAUGAAGCUCGAAGAAUUUACCUAUUAUUAUAAACUAUAUUCUUGAUAAGCGCACUAGAUUUGCUCAACUAACAAACGCGUAACAUGGUCUAUACCAAUACAGGGCUGAGUGGAUAAAAUCAAUUUUUCUCAUGAAAUAAUGAUCAUCUCUAGAAAUACUGCGCCAAUGACAUUUCCUAUAUUUACUUUGAAUAGCUGACAUCGUUCCAUUAACGAGCAGUUUUUUUUUGUCGAAAUUUACGGAGAGAAUGAAAGAUAGAAAUUCGGAAACAAUAUGACAAAGAUUAAACCAUUAAUUUUUCGAAAUGCUUCGCUCGUGUGCAAUGUGAGGGGGAUAGAACAAAAGCAAAUAAAACACACAAAACAUGUGCUACGUUCCAAAUUCCAUUAAUUUUAAGACUUUCAGAAGUUUAUCAUCAAAGAAAAUCAAACAAUAAUAAUCAAGCAACACAGCACGCGGAAUAAUGUUUCACAUUUUCAAACCAAAUAACCAAUAGGCAGAGUUGCACAAAUGCAAGUGAAAAUCCAGCAAACAAAAACAUAGCAGAUGAUACAUUCAACGCGGGGGUAAAAUUUGAUUUGAACAGUGUUUUGAACUUGGAAAAGGAGAUAUAUUAAUAAAACAUUGCUUGAGGAUA
This is a messenger RNA of Toxorhynchites rutilus septentrionalis, 3362 nucleotides long. RefSeq names its product kinesin light chain-like. Lineage: Eukaryota; Metazoa; Arthropoda; Insecta; Diptera; Culicidae. The record is from RefSeq and is a predicted model, not a curated record. The coding region runs from base 844 to 2334 and encodes 496 amino acids. The transcript has 2 exons. Gene Ontology annotation, cellular component: kinesin complex; membrane-bounded organelle; cytoplasm. Gene Ontology annotation, biological process: microtubule-based movement. Gene Ontology annotation, molecular function: kinesin binding.